Molecule: messenger RNA, 11870 nt
Organism: Rattus norvegicus (Norway rat)
Lineage: Eukaryota; Metazoa; Chordata; Mammalia; Rodentia; Muridae
Source: RefSeq, a predicted model, not a curated record
GAUGGCCAUGUGUGUAAUACUUCAUAUGUGCCAAGGGGUAUUCUCCUAACAGCCUCACACAGUGUGACUCUGCCACCUACACCUACAUGGUACAGAGGAGCACGGGCAGGCUCAGGGAGCCCACAUGAAUCCCUAGGCACCUCAGAGAACGUAAGCUGCGCCAGCUCCCAGGGCUCCAAAACACGCUUUGCCUGUGGCUUCCAAGUGACACAUUUCACUCCCAGAAAGACUAGAUGGUCCCAGGACGUUCAGUCUGAGGCUGGGCUGCUUGGCUUUCCGCGUACAAGUCACCUUUCCCCUUUUAAAAUCCAUUUGCCUACCUAGAUAUGGCUGCUGCCCUUAGGAAAGGAAGGGGCAGGUAUGGAAGGGGUCCCCUGAUUUCCCAAGCUGUAUCUUAAUAAGUUGGCACAGGCAAUAUUAUGAUAGAAAGUGAUUCCGGAUUUCUGGGGACUCUCUCAGCCAGGCUCACCUGACCAGCUUCUUCCUGAGAAGGUUCACAGCCAGGGCUGUCCUGGGGGACACAUUGGGUCCUCAGUAAGGAUCUUCUAGGGCACAACCAUGAGACUACUUUCCUCUUUCCAUGCCUUCCCCCUUACCUGAGGGGGAAGUGACACCCAGGUGGCUGUGUUAGCAAAGAGGAAACAGCUGCGCUUCUGCUCCUCCUCUGGGCUUUCUUUGGCCCCUUCCCUGUCACUUCCCUUUGUCCAGUAAGGAAACCACCCUCCCCAGGCCUGGGCGGAGGCACACACGGGAUGGGGCAGAGUCCUUUCCUCUGUGUGCACUGCACUAAGUCAGAGAGGACUUCUGAACCUCACUGGGAUCCCUAAAGCAUGGGUGACCUUCAGAUGUGGCGGAAAGUGAUCAUUCUUAUCAGAUCUGACCACAGCUCCAGGGAGGAAGGGGUGGUGAUGAUGAAUUUACCUCCUAGGUGGGGUAAGGAACUGAGGGGCUGUGGACUGGUUUGAACCUCUGUCCUUUCUUGUGCAGCGUCUGGUAGAGCACCCUCCAUUCUCAAGUGAUCCACUUACAUAGUUGAUUCCUGGAGAAUACGACCCGCAUUACCUCACCGCCAUUCAUUGUAUGAUGGCUACUUUGUAUCCUGUGCCAGCGCCUCCAGGCCUCUGAUUUGUAAUCAGAGUUGUCUUUCUAGCCAUUGGACUUAGGGCGGUAGAGCACAUAUUUGGACAUGUUUGUCCCUUCUCCUGGCCUGUGCCUGGUCUCUGUCACUGUACUUCACACACUUGGACCCUCUCCAGGGCUGCCUCAGGGGUCAUGGGGACUUCUGCAGCCCAACGUGCUGGCUGUCCUUCUAUGGAACAUGCCCCUUGUUGGGAACCUGCCUCGAAGUUUUGCCUAGCUAGGGGUUCUGAGUGAAGAGGGGUUGCCCCUGUCCUUUGAAGUAGCUCCUUUGUAAACCUUUCAGGGUAGGCCCAGUUCUGAUCCAGCUUUAGCCUGUUUCCUGGUGGCUGAAACCCAAAAGGCUAUUUUAAGGGAUUUGCCUGUGUGGGAGAAUUUCUCUUGAGUGACAACAGAGAGGAGGCCUAGCUGCCUGGCACAGGGCUGGUGUGAGGCUCCCAGCUCUCCCAGGCAGGGGCGGCUGAUGGCUGAUGGUGCGCUUUGGCGCAGAGGCUACCUCUUGGAGGGGACACCAGCUCUAACAGGUGUAUAUUAUCAACGUGACCUGGUCCGACUCCACCUCCCAGACUAUCUACCGGAGAUACAGCAAGUUCUUUGACCUGCAGAUGCAGCUUCUGGAUAAGUUCCCUAUCGAAGGUGGCCAGAAGGAUCCCAAGCAGAGGAUUAUCCCCUUCCUUCCGGGCAAGAUCCUCUUCCGGAGAAGCCACAUCCGAGACGUAGCUGUGAAAAGGCUGAAGCCCAUCAAUGAGUACUGCAGGGCGCUCGUCCGGCUGCCUCCCCACAUUUCACAGUGUGAUGAAGUCUUUCGGUUCUUUGAGGCACGUCCUGAGGAUGUCAACCCCCCAAAAGAAGACUAUGGCAGUUCCAAGAGGAAAUCAGUGUGGUUAUCCAGCUGGGCUGAGUCUCCCAAGAAGGACGUGACAGGUGCCGACACCAACGCCGAGCCCAUGAUCCUGGAACAGUACGUGGUGGUGUCCAACUAUAAGAAACAAGAGAACUCGGAGCUGAGCCUCCAGGCCGGGGAGGUAGUAGAUGUCAUCGAGAAGAACGAAAGCGGCUGGUGGUUUGUCAGCACGUCUGAAGAGCAAGGUUGGGUCCCUGCCACCUACUUGGAGGCCCAGAAUGGCACACGAGACGACUCAGACAUCAACACCUCCAAGACCGGGGAAGUGUCCAAGAGACGCAAAGCUCACCUGCGGCGCCUGGAUCGCCGGUGGACCCUGGGCGGGAUGGUCAACAGGCAGCACAGCCGAGAAGAGAAGUAUGUCACCGUGCAGCCCUACACCAGCCAAAGCAAAGACGAGAUCGGCUUUGAGAAGGGUGUCACUGUGGAGGUGAUUCGAAAGAACCUGGAAGGCUGGUGGUACAUCAGAUACCUAGGCAAAGAGGGCUGGGCACCAGCAUCCUAUCUGAAGAAGGCCAAGGACGACCUGCCAACCCGGAAGAAGAACCUGGCUGGUCCGGUGGAGAUCAUAGGCAGCAUCAUGGAGAUCAGCAACCUGCUCAACAAGAAAGCCUCCGGGGAUAAAGAGGCUCCAGUGGAAGGCGAAGGAUCGGAGGCCCCCAUCUCCAAGAAGGAGAUCAGCUUACCCAUCCUCUGCAACGCCUCCAAUGGCAGUGCCUCGGGCAUUCCCGAGAGGACCACAUCCAAGCUGGCCCAGGGCUCCCCGGCCGUGGCCAGGAUUGCUCCUCAGCGGGCCCAGAUCAGCUCCCCGAACCUGAGGACGAGACCUCCCCCGCGCAGAGAAUCCAGCCUGGGGUUCCAGCUGCCAAAGCCACCAGAGCCCCCUUCUGUUGAGGUAGAGUACUACACCAUUGCUGAAUUCCAGUCCUGCAUUUCUGACGGCAUCAGCUUUCGAGGCGGACAGAAGGCAGAGGUCAUCGACAAGAACUCAGGAGGCUGGUGGUACGUGCAGAUCGGGGAGAAGGAGGGCUGGGCCCCGGCCUCAUACAUCGAUAAGCGCAAGAAGCCCAACCUGAGCCGCCGAACCAGCACUCUGACCCGGCCCAAGGUGCCGCCACCCGCACCCCCAGGCAAGCCUAAGGAGACCGAGGAGAAUCCUGCGGGUGCCUGCGAGAACCAGGGCUCCCCACUGAAGUUGAAGUAUGAGGAACCCGAGUAUGACAUCCCCGCCUUUGGCUUCGACUCAGAGCCUGAGCUGAAUGAAGAACCCACGGAGGACAGAGGUUCAGGGGACAAGCAUCCUGCCCAGCCCCGAAGGACCUCGCCUGCCUCCUCCCUGCAACGGGCCCACUUCAAGGUGGGUGAGUCCUCUGAGGAUGUGGCCCUGGAAGAGGAGACCAUCUAUGAGAACGAGGGCUUCAGGCCAUACACGGAAGACACCCUGUCUGCCAGAGGCUCCUCUGGGGACAGCGACUCGCCUGGAAACUCCUCUUUGUCCCUUGCCAUGAAAAACUCCCCUAAGUCAGAUUCUCCCAAGUCCUCAUCUCUCCUAAAGCUCAAGGCAGAGAAGAAUGCUCAGGCAGAACUGGGGAAAAACCAGUCCAACAUCUCCUUCUCCUCCUCCGUCACGAUCGGCACCACCUCCUCCUCUUCCUCCUCCUCUUCCUCCCUGUCCAAGAACAGCGGUGACCUGAAGCCACGUUCUGCCUCAGAUGCAGGCAUCCGUGACAGCCCCAAGGGGGGGACCAAGAAAGACCCUGAUGUGAAGACUGGGCUGGCGUCCUGUGUCCGAGCCAAGCCCUCUGUCCGACCAAAGCCGGUCCUGAACCGAGCCGAGUCUCAAAGCCAGGAGAAGAUGGACAUUAGCUCCUUACGGCGCCAGCUGAGGCCCACGGGCCAGCUCCGGGGGGGCCUCAAGGGCUCUAGGAGUGAGGACUCAGAGCUGCCCCCACAGACAGCUUCUGAGGGGUCCAGGCGAGGGUCUGCAGACAUUAUCCCUCUCCCAGCCACCACUCCCCCAUGUGUUCCCAAAAAGGAGUGGGAAGGACAGGGCACCGCCUACGUGACAUGCAGUGCCUAUCAGAAGGUCCAGGACUCUGAGAUCAGCUUCCCUGCAGGCGCUGAGGUGCAUGUGCUGGAGAAGGUAGAAAGUGGGUGGUGGUACGUGAGGUUUGGGGAGCUGGAGGGCUGGGCUCCUUCCCACUAUUUGGUGCCCGAGGAGAACCAGCAGCCUGACCCAGAUAGCAAAGAGCCAGACACAGUUAAGAGCACGCAGAACGAGGGCAAGUCGGACAGCCUGGAGAAGAUCGAGAAGCGUGUGCAAGCGCUCAACACUGUGAACCAGAGCAAGAGGGCCACCCCACCCAUCCCCUCUAAACCCCCCGGGGGCUUCGGCAAGACCUCGGGCACUGUAGCAGUGAAGAUGAGGAACGGCGUCCGGCAAGUGGCAGUCAGGCCCCAAUCUGUGUUUGUGUCUCCGCCACCCAAGGACAACAACCUGUCCUGUGCCCUGCGGAGGAAUGAGUCACUAACAGCCACUGACAGCGUUAGAGGUGUCCGAAGAAACUCCUCCUUCAGUACCGCACGGUCAGCAGCCGCUGAGGCCAAGGGCCGCCUGGCAGAGCGGGCUGCCAGCCAAGGCUCAGAAUCACCCCUGCUGCCCACCCAACGUAAUGGCAUCCCUGUCUCCCCCGUGCGUCCUAAGCCCAUAGAGAAGUCUCAGUUUAUCCACAAUAACCUCAAGGAUGUGUACGUCUCUAUUGCAGACUAUGAGGGGGAUGAAGAGACAGCUGGCUUCCAGGAGGGGGUGUCCAUGGAGGUGCUAGAGAGGAACCCCAAUGGCUGGUGGUACUGCCAGAUUCUGGAUGAGGUGAAGCCCUUCAAGGGCUGGGUACCCUCCAACUACCUUGAGAAGAAGAACUAGCGGCACGGGGUCCUUCCAGACUCAGUGUGCUGCUUUGCCUGCUACUGGCUGGUGGCACGCAGACUCGGGGAAGGACAAGAUGGGAGGGGGAGGGGGGAUGACAACGUUGAACCCUUCGGAACACGUGACCCCCCAGUACACCCUCCAGCUGGAAGGGAGGGUGUGGUGGGCGUGCACACUUAGUAGGAGAAAGGGAAUAGCAGGACUGUCCUGGGCCCGGGACCCCUGCAUGUACACUGCACGCCGAUGGACCGUAUGCCAUUUAGCCCAGGCUAUGUGGGAAAGCCUAAUCGUGCCUUUGCUGCAGAUCUGGAAAAGGUGUCCUGCCCUGCUCAGCCACUUUAGUGGCUGGUUUCUUGCCUCGGGAAGUCAUCUUCGUGUUGCCCUAAUGAUGUGUCGGGGAUCGUGUUGGUUUCUAGUCCACCACCGUCCACUGGUGGGUGUCCUGAAAAGUCACCAGCCCCGGGGCUUGGCGGCGUCUCUAAUGAGCUCAGCCCUUCCUGGGGCCAGGCCACAGCCUAUGUUUGGUAGUUAAAAGAGUUCCCAGGUGCCAACAAGGACCGUCUCCUCUUGCUCUGCUGACUCGGCCUAGCAAGGAGAGCCUGCCCUCCUCGGGGCACAUGGAGGACAGUGUGGGAGUUGACCUAGAGGAUGCCAGCUCCUCCUAAUCUAGAGAUUGCUUGAGGAUUUCCGGGUAGGCAGUUCCUUUUGCAUGUUCGGGAAAGGGUUAUUGGUUGGAGGUUCUAUAUCAGACGUUUGGUUUGGGGUUUAUUUUAGAAAUUGUUUGGGGGGGCCCGAGGGGCUCAGCCUCACAUAGGAGAAGGGAAUAGUAGUGGGUGGGGUUUCCGUUGAAUUCCAUGGAGGGAUGUUUUAUUUGGAUUUUGGUUUACUGUCUUUUGCCUUUCCAUAAGCCAGGUUGUUUGUUUAGGUUUCCACUGUGUACACAGUACCUGAGCAUGGCACCUCACCAGGGAUUCUGGGACUCGGUAAAGCCAAGUCCCCAUCUCGGUGAAACAAAGUAUUCAGGUUCCUGCCCAAGAGGGAAAGAGGACAUUGUUAGAAGCCAGCCUGCUGGGUGGCUAAUCUGCCUGCUUCUGCCCACUUUCUUCAACCUCGGCAGAAGGGACCCUGGCUGGGUCAGCCUGGAGCAGACAGUACCCACUGUGCCCCUUAGCCUGCUGGCAGGGUACCCAAGAAGAUGGAGGACUUUGAAACCAGGAACCAACCCUGUCUUCCUGAGGGGCAGCGCCCCCGGGGAACAGCGGAGCACAAGAAUGGAGUGAGUUUGCCACAGCCCUCUGUCUGCUUUGGGUUGUGAGCCAGUGGUUGACAUUUCAGAGGGGACCCUCCGGAGAGAAGCCCAGCAGUGUCCUUCAGGGACUCCCCUCAUGCUGGGAGUGGAUGCCACACGUGCCUUUGAUUUGGGACAGAUCCUGCCUCACAGCCUGUGGCUGAGCAGCCAGCAUCUCCCCUGACCAAGGGCUGCUGGUUCCAACAGACACAGGAGGAAGAGUGCCCCUCAUCCCUCCUCCCAGGCAGAUCUGCCUUCAGCUCCCAACCCUAACCUCCUGGAUCCCCAAGCCCAUGUUCCUCCCAUGGGCGGAUGCAAACCGCUAGCCUCCUCUGUCAGAAGCCCAUGGUGACAUUGUUCUAUUCCCUUUUUUUGUGUGUGUUCAUGAGUUUGUUUAAAAUUGAAAUUAGUUAUUUUCUUCUGCUGGACAGUAUUAAAUAGAGCGGGGUGUUGAGUUCAUCUGCUAGAUUGCAGUACUAAUGGUAGUAGUGUAGUGUUUCCAUGAUAUUAUUUGUACUUAUUUGAACAAUAAUGAUAAAGAAGUGGUUCAUUAUUUCUUAAUUAAUGCACUUUAAAUAAGGUGGGGUGGAAAGAAACCCGGAGAGCAAAGUGCAUGGGCUUAAAGAUGCAGUAUAUACUCCUCUCAGUUUAAAACAGUACAUAUUUAUUAAAAGAGGAAAAAAGUAAUUUAUGACUAUUUAAAAUAAAAUUUAAAGUAGAGUGGCCGUCAGGUGAAAGGAUCUUCCACAUAGCUGUCUGCCAAGGGGAGGGCCCACAGCCUUACUCCUCAGAUGUCUGCAUUGAGCCAGCUCCAUGACUAGUGUGUCCGCCAGGCACAGAGCAUCUCAGUUGGACUGGACCACCGGGAUCCCCAGAGCCAGCUUUUCCCAUCUCCCCUGUCCUUGUCACAGCCUUCCGUCUGCAUCCCAAAGACCCUCUCAGAAUCCCCUGUGCCCUGAAAUCAUAGAUCCUUAAAAGGGGGAGGGAACCUUACAGGUCACUCCAUCCUAUCCUUUCAUGUUACUUUAGCCCAAGGACAGGAAAUGACUUUCCCCCAAAUUGCCCAACUAAUGGCAGGUGCGGGCACUGCAUUGAUACUGUGUUCCUCCCCUGCCCCUCUAAGUUUAUUGUGUGGUCAUUGUGUUUACAUUGUAACAUCCAGCCCCAGGGAUGGCUGGGAGUUGCUCAGGCAUCUGGGAAAAGUGGGGAAUGUUGCCACCUAGUGUCAGGAUGUAGACUUGGGCAACAAGUAGUAAGUAAUAGCCAAGGUCCCUCACCACCAACCCAUUAGGGCACAGCACAGACCCUGCAAACCCAAAGAAUACUUGAAACAAGGGUGCAUGCCAGGCUUUCCCAGACACGGCCAAGGGAUGCCAGGCCUUGUACCCCUGGAUCCUAGCCCUGCCCAGGCGAGAAGGCCGUUCCCUAGAGCUAAUGAGCUGCUUUGUAAUGUUGGACGGACUGUGCAGCGGCGGAGGGAGGGGCCUGGGGCUCUGACCCAUCUGGAAGAAAACCAGAUUGGACUAAAAGGAAACAAAGAAGUGGAAUCUCAGAAAUGUCCAAACCUAGUUUUCCAUUAGUUAUGAUUGAAAAUGUGAAACGACAUUGUAUUGCUGUAUACUGCAACUUUAACCAUAAUGAGCCCUUCUGAGGUCAUUAUUGAGGUUUAUAUAAUGCCUGAAGAUGCAUCGUUUGGUGCUUUGUUUCUCUUUCAGUUUAAAGACCCUUUUCUUAUAUUCCAGGGCUGGAGGGAAACGUCUUCAAGCCUUAUCCUCCCAUGUGAGUAGCAGGCCUGGCUACACCGCCUGGCUCCUCCUGGCUUCUCGAAGUCGGGGAACAGGAGGAAGCUGGUAGGGGGAUAAUCCAGCAGCAGCAGAUUCCUGUCUGCCCUCCCCCUCCCCAGGGCUCCCUUCACAACUGGGGUUCUGUCUGCAAAGGCUUUAAUCCUCUCACCCCGAGCCUGGCCUCAAGGGUUCCUCUUUCUCACUCUAAUGGACGAAGGCAUUAUAUAGAACCCUCGUAGUCACUUUGAGAUGUUAGAGAGUAUUUUACUGGCAUUUAUACCCUCCGCUUCCUCAGCAAGGCGCGUUCCAGCAUCUAUCAUCUAAGGGAAAAAGACAAGGGGAUUUCAAAUGUUAUUUCCAUAUGACUAGUACUCGCAGAGUAGAUGUAGAGCUAUUUAAGUUGUAGUGUUCUGUUUUUAGGAAGGGGGGAAACCAGGUGAAAUCGCCCCGACUUUUCCUGGCUUUAACUAAUAUAUAAUUUCUUUCAGGCUACCGUAGCCCCUAUCCCCUCCAAAGACUUUGCAUUCUCAAUGGAAAACGAAAACAAUCUGAGACAGAAAAAGUGCAAUAUAACCAAGAGGGAUUUGGGACAGUGGAGACCCUGUCAAGUCUGUCUGCAGAAAAUGGGAGGGGUCAUGGGUUUGAUUCCCUAGGGGGACUAGCUAUCUAUCCACACCCCUUUCUCCAUUAUAAAGAAAGGGGCGGCCACCAGAGGGCAGCCCAUCAGUGUUGUCCACCCAGACAGAAGUGCUCUUGACCUCCUGGGCCCAGUCCCCAGUGCGGAGUAGGAACACCCACUCUGGUUUGCAGCCAGCUGCUCAGAGAGACCCGCAGCCCCCUCACCCCAGCCUCCUGAUGUGUGCUUUGGAUGUGUGCUUGAGUCUUUCUAAAAACUGUAAAACCUCAGUUCAGCUUGGAGACAGGAAUCCCGGCCAUAAGCAAACUCAUCUGGAGGGUGGGUGCUCCAAGCCCCACACACCCAGUGAGAGCCAAAUUCCUACAGGCCUGCAGUAGGCCUGGGGCUGAGUCCCGGCCACCCAUUCAUCUCAGUGACUUGGGCAGAAGGCACGAGCCUGCCUCUGACAACAGGGACUCCCAAGGCAGGAGCACACUCGCCUCCUUUCUCAUGCAGCAAGGAAAAUGACAGGAAAAGAUGGCCUUUGGGGGGGCGAGGAGCGAGUUCCAGGAUGGCUCCCCAGGAUAGCGAGCAGGGCCUUGCUGGUGUGCCCCCCUCCCCCGUUUAUAUAGUACUGUAGGCCUGCUGCUCUGACCCGCCUUGUGUGAAUUUCUAUAAAUGAGAGGGACCGGGCCCCUUUUGGGGUCUCUCCCUUCGAAUAGGUAUGGCUGCACAGCUGACCAUUAGAACAUCCAUGCAGCUCUCUGGGAAGACAGCAGUCCACAUCACUAACCAAUUAAGAUUCCCUCGAUUUUUUGAGGGCUGAGAAAGCGUGUGUGUGUGUGUGUGUGUGUGUGUGUGUGUGUGUGUGUGUGUGUGUGAUGGUAAUUUCCAUGAGCAAUCAAAGUCCAUGAGUGUCUAUAUGUGUGUGUGUGUGAGAGAGACUGGUGGUAAUUUCCCACUUGAAAUUACUUGGGGUUAGAGAAAAUAAAUACUGGGCAGGCAGUCUUCAUUGAACUAGUCCUUGGCAUUGGGCAGGUCCCAAGGGACUCACAGCUUCUGGCAGCAUGUGUGUCACUCACACGAUUCUGGCUGGAGAGUGCAAUGUGUCUUUUAAAUUUGUUUUUAUAUUUUUUUGUAAUUAUUUUAUUAUUUAGUUGGAAACUUCACACUGGUAUUAACAGAGCUAACAGAAGCAGCCCAGACCGUUGUCCUGGGCACCAAGACAAAGAUCUGGAAGAGAUACUGUUGAGUAUGGAAAUGCGCUGAGGUGAUUAAAUAGGGCACCCACCUGCAUCCUACCCUUGGUCUGAGAACCCCCCCCCGGGGGGGGGAUCCAAGAGCUGCUGGGUCUUGGUUUGUGAAGGAGAAGUAGGCUGUCAGGUUGAGGACUGCUUGUGGCGAGACUGUAGGAACUGCGGGUAUCCACACAGCGGUGCCUCCCAUCUCCACAGCAAGCCUUAGGUUGCUUCCUGUGAGUGUGGAAGGCUCCCCAGGACCUUCUGACAUUUUUGGCUAAGUCCCAUUUGGGGCAGUGUGAUAGUCUCAUGUCCCUGUGUUUCCUAAGCUCGAUGCUGAGAGCCCAUGACAGGUAGGGUGGUUCAGUGACUGUUAGCACUGCUGAUAGCUUUGUUCUGUGCAUCUGGGUCCCCAGGCCACACAGUAGGUACACUGGUGCUUGUAGAUUAGUCGGAAGGGUCUUUCCAAAGCCUUGAUCCCAACCUGGCUGCAAGGGAUUGGCAUGUGACACCCCCACCCAUUUCUAAAUCGCAAGUGACCUUGACAGUACCCCUCCCUUAUUGCAACCCUAAGACCCCACUGCCUUAGGGUGGGGUCCCCGGUGCCGAAGGUCUCUGCCUCACUCCAAGUCUCACUCUGGGCAGUCGUCUGUGUCUUUGGAAGUGUGAGAAUUGUGUUAGUGCAAACGGAUGUAUCUGCAUGUUGGAAAGCUCGCAGGAGGCAUGUUGGCAAGAUGAGAGUGCAUGUUUGGGAUUACUGGGGCUUACUGUCCCCACGCCGGGCGGAAGCUUCCAGAGAUGUCUUAUAGACAGGUGUGUGAAGGCUGAGAGACAGAGUUUGGAGCCGUAAUGUGUUUGAAACAGGAAAGAGUCAGUUCUCGGUGGUUAAAAAUGAGAGGUUUGCAGGGGAUUUUUGUUAUUCGACAGCCAAGAGUCCAGCCAGAGAAAACUCACUCACCGGGCCCAACCCCGGCUUCCAGUAUCAUUGUCUUAAGGAAGAGGUGGUGCAAGUCAUAAGCCAAUCUUUGGGUUUGGGAGCCCAUUCUCAUCCCGGAUUCCUAGAAGUUUUUACCCAGUGCAUUCUGUCCAGUGCAGAGCCAGCCUGUCAAACCAUACAAAUUAGGGACCACUGACCACAUAAUAAGGCCACACAGUAGGGACCCGACAUCCCCCACACUAGAACGUAAAAGCCCAGGUCUAUCCAGGAGGAAGGUGACCUCAUUUGGACCUUCAUACCCAAGGCUCCGAUGGAACUUAUGGUUCUAAUUGCCAAGUCGACCUCCUGAUGCCAGUCAGACCCGGUGAGCACACCGACCUCUUGCAUGUGCUGCUGCUGAGGCACACCGCUUUUGAGUUCACUUCAAAGGGUACGCAGUUGCCACUCUUAGAUUUAAAGCUUGUCUCCUGCAACAGAGGGCAUGGGUGUCCUUACCAGUUACCAGGUAAACUUCUAAGGCAGAUGUGAGUGGCCGCUGCUGCCAUGUGGUAAGAACAAGCAGGUAAAUGACACCGGGACUCACCUAAAUCACAGGGACUUCCUAGUGUCCACUCAUCCCCAGCCAGCUUACCGUGGUCAGCAGGAGUCCUUCCCCCAGCUUCUCCCCUCCCCACCUCAGCAGAGAAACGGAGACAAGGACAUUGGAUGCAGUAGGGGUCCACGUAAGUGCUAACAUAUCUCCAGGAUCCUGGGUGGUGCUAAACUAUCUCCGUGUUUCUCAUAGUUCUAAUAGUGGGUUGUUUUUUAUAAGUCUCAUCACAAACAACACAGUGUCACCGGGGGAGGGACCCAGCCCCCUUGACCUGCCCCUUUCCGGGUGUCCUUUAUCACUUUGGUGGGACUCUUUGGUCUGUAAAAAUGAUCUGUCUUGGCAUGCUUCUAGACUUUAAAAUUUGGGUUGUUUUGUUUCAUAUCUUAUGUUUACAGGCAUCUUGUAUUUCCCUAAAGACUAAAUAAAGUUUUUGACCUUUUUAACUGAA